GGGUACUAUGAUUGUCAAUGGCUGUCAGCCUAUUCUGAAGCGGUUUUCUCUUCAUCUACUACAAAAUCAUCUUUAAUCUUCGCUCAGAUUGGUGCUGUCAGCCCGGAAUGAUGCUUCAAAAGUACUAUCUUGAAAUGCAGAAAGUUGUGCCAUGUCCUCAAUAGUAAGAAGAGCCUUGAAAAUGUUAUCACAUCGACCAGAUAACCCAAUUGUGGUUGUUAUGGGUGCUACUGGUACGGGAAAGUCAAAGUUGGCCGUUGAUUUAGCCACACGGUUCAAUGGUGAAAUCAUCAAUGGCGAUGCCAUGCAGAUGUACAAGGGACUGCCGAUCAUAACAAACAAGAUCCCACAUGGUGAACGCAACGGCAUUCAGCACCACCUGCUGGAUUUCAUUGGACUGGAAGAGCAGCCAUGGACUGUCCACAGGUUCGUCAAGGAGAGUACCAAGGUCGUAGAUGAGAUCAGGUCCCGAGGAAAGCUACCGAUUCUCGUGGGUGGCACGCAUUACUACACGCAUGCUCUUCUAUUCAAAGACGAGACUCUUUCGGCAGACGAGGAAGAAGGUAACGCAGAAGAUACUGAAGGGAGAGUAAUCGUGGACUUCGCGAUCCUGUCACGACCAACGGAGGAAAUACUCGCAAAAUUGCAAGAAGUAGACCCUCAAAUGGCAGUCCGAUGGCAUCCAAGAGACAGACGAAAGAUCCAGCGGUCGCUCGAGAUCUGGCUAAAGACUGGCAAGAAGGCUUCGGAAGUGUAUGCUGAGCAACAAGAACGAAAAGAUGCAAUGGGUCGAAACAUUAGUUCUGGUGUCACCUCCGAAGAUCUCGAAAGCAUGAUCGAUGGUGGUGAAGACUCUGCUCUACGAUAUCCUACCUUGCUUCUGUGGUUGGAAGCUGAAGAUGCCGUACUGAAAAAGCGACUCGAUGCACGUGUGGAUUCCAUGGUGGAAAGUGGGCUUGUGGAUGAAGCAGUCGCCCUAACAGCCCUCGAUAAAGAUCUGGCUGAGCGAGGUGUGCCAGUGGACAAAUCCAAGGGAAUUUGGGUUUCGAUUGGUUACAAAGAGAUGGAGCCUUACAUCCAGGAGCAGCAAAUCUCGGGGGUCAACUCUCCCCAGACAUCUCGCGCUUUGGCGCAAGCCGUGGAAGCUGUAAAGGGAGGGACCAGACGCUAUGCAAAGCGCCAGAAUCGCUAUAUUCGAAUCCGACUGGCUAAUGCACUGCAACAGGCGGGUGAAUUCAGUAUGAUGUUUCUUCUUGAUGGGACGAAUCUCGAGAAUUGGGACACCGAUGUUUUCGAACACGCCCAGAGGCUUGUGGAAUCGUUUCUCGACGGUGGAUCCCUUCCAGAGAACAAAAGUUUAUCAGAGCUUGCGAACAAGAUGCUCUCUGCUCCCGAUGAGCAAGCUGCGACAAACUCUCGAGUGGCCCAGAAAUGCGAGACGUGCGACAAGAUAUUGAUGACGAUCGAUGAGUGGAACCGUCAUGUCUCAAGUCGUGGUCAUAAGAAGGUUGUCGCGGCCCAACGCAAGCGAGACGCAGCAUCAGGCCAGGUAUCCACCGGAGUUCCUGACAUCUCUGGCUCAGAACCUGCUUGAUACUGGUAAUGGUGCAAAUCGAGUUGUUUGCCCAACGAUCAGAGGACCAAAGGCGAAGCAAACUGGCGACAAGAUAUCAUUGAGGCUCGUGGGUUUCGACUUGCCCAUUUGUGGUAUUAGCAGCGUCUGAAGACUUGCUCUGGUGAACCGCGAGGCCGGUUGUUCGCCAUUCUACAAAGGCAGGUGACAGAAUGUCUCCGUGGCCAGUCUCUUCGACCUUAAAGACUUCUAUUGCUGGAACCUUUUCGCGCUUACGUAUGCGCCAUACCCCAUCUUCGGUGAUGACGCUCUUCAGCCCUGUGCACUCUGUCAGUGGUGCUGAACCCAUCUGCGACGAGAUCACCUACAUUCCAAAAAGUUCGCGGCAAAGUUGAUACAGAUCUGCCCAUCCCAGAGAUACUUGCCCUUCUGUCGAACCUUGUCCGGGAUGGUCUGUGUCUCAAGCUCCUCGAGUCGCUCCAAGACACCUUGCGGCGACCGAUAUCCCACCACAAUCUUGGGUACACCCAGCAGAAACGAUUGAGCCCAAAACUUCAAGAGCUUCCUCUCAAACUUGACCUGCUCACGUUCAUUGAUGACCGCGGCAGUGGUCUUCAACUCAACCCAAUUGAUGGGCUGAGACUUGUCUUCUGGCUUGUAGUCCAUCACGGCAUCGACUUCUCCACCGAUGAUGAUUUUCACCUUGCCGAGGCCGGUGCGGACAAUCGAGCAGUACUGGGCGUAGUUACUCACGACUUGGUCUUCGCGUGACUCGAUGUCCUCUCGUGUCACGGCGGACCAAGGCUCCGGGAGAAGAGACACGGUUUCAAACUUGUAGCCCCAGAAACUCAUAACAUCUUGGGACAUGAUGUUGUUCGGCCGGGCUCCCGCGGUGAAC
Exophiala oligosperma is the source of this 2471-nucleotide messenger RNA. Its product is annotated as tRNA dimethylallyltransferase. Gene Ontology annotation, biological process: tRNA modification. Lineage: Eukaryota; Fungi; Ascomycota; Eurotiomycetes; Chaetothyriales; Herpotrichiellaceae. The coding region runs from base 152 to 1594 and encodes 480 amino acids. Gene Ontology annotation, molecular function: tRNA dimethylallyltransferase activity; ATP binding. The record is from RefSeq and is a predicted model, not a curated record. The transcript is spliced from 2 exons. Gene Ontology annotation, cellular component: mitochondrion.